GUAAACAAACUGCACUGAACCGCACAACUUCUUUGAUUAUACACUUGCUCAACUCGUUUCCAUAAUCAUUUCCAUUUGGAAUUAGCAUGAACAGCGAUUCGAAGCAAGUAAAUACAGCAACGGACAGUCACCACAUUCGCUACCGGUAUUGCCAAAAUCGUCCACUGUAUCGCCGCUCUCGCCAGCUAACUGCCGUGCGUGUUUACUCCGUAGCGAACGAAUCGCGCCAUUUGCUCGUUUUCGGUGUUCCCCAAAUUAAUCUGCUUCGUGAGCUACGGCAGGAGUUCGUUCGGUUCGGUGCAUUGGAAUCGAUCUGCAAUAUUACCGACACCUGGCAUCGGGAACAUGCAGAUUCGGACGAGCUAUUGCUGGAACCGUUCACCGAUGUGUUUCAUGUGUGCUUCGCGAAGCUAGAGAAAGCCCGGCAAGCGAAGAAAUUGCUCGAUGCACGUAACUUUUACGGUGGCAUACUGCACAUUUCGUACGCUCCGGAACGAGAAAGUGUGGAGGAAGUAAGGGCCAAACUGAGCCAACGGCGAGCGGAGGUACGGUAUCGUACGAAACUGGAAGCUCAACAGCAUCGUCAACCACGGAAACCAUCAUCAUCCCGUCCUGGUGUUGGUGUGGAGCAAGGGAUAGCUCCAAACCAACCCGCUACGAAGACUACUAAGAAAGGACGUGAAAGCAACACACGGUGGAAGUAGUAGUAGUUGUGUGGACUUGUCAGGACAUUAUCCAUUAUCAUUUUUAAGUGGCGGUCAUUGCUGUGCGUCGAUACCCGGUGGAACGUAUUGUGUGAUUAGAGCCAGAAAAUGAUCAUACCUAAAGAGGUGCAGUGUCGAACCUGUCUGCAGGUGUUCUGCUGCGCCAAGUGCCGGCAGAAGCACGAAGAUGGAUACCACCAGGAGGACGCCAUGUUACGCAAAAUUUGCUACAUCUGUAACGAUAGGCCGUUCCCGCUGCGGAGGGACACUAAAAUUACCCCUAACAAUUUGCUUAUCGUGCACAUACUAAAGGAACAUCUGCCACUGGAAUGCAAUCGAUGUAGGAAGAUUUUCUACUCGCUAGAAGACUUUCAGAAAACAAACAAAUGCUUCAUGUUCUGCGUGGACGACUCCCAACAGGAAGGUGAAUGCCAUCUCGAACGAAGUCAAUCGGUCGCGCCAGCACCAUUGCCAACGAUUGACGAUGAAAACAAAGAGAACAGCCCCGCCGAGCAGACCACCGAUCGUGUGGAUGUUGCUCCAGUUCGUGCACGAAGAAAAAGCAGCCUUAUAUCAGGCGACAUGGCACCGUUCGCCGAGACGGACAAUAAAAUUGACGAAGUGGACGAAGCACUGCUGACACCGUUGACGAAGAUAAACCUGCGCUGGAAGCGAAAGAGUCGGCAAAGCUUCGAAAGUAUGCUCUCGAUGUCGAACAGCGCGUCGGAUGCGUCGGGGAUGCUUCGGAUGGAUGGUGGCGGUGGUGGACCCGGCCAGCGAAAGCUGGUUCGAACCACCUCAACACCGAUGUACCAGUGGCAGCUGAUGCCAACCGGGCCAAAGCAACCGAACGAAUCGUACUCCGCCACGAUGGGCCAAAUGUCGAGCAUACACUGUAGCAGUGGCAGUGAAACGGACAGCCGUACGGAAGAUCUCGCUGGGUCGCCUCAGCCGGUACCGAACGAGCUGGACAAGGUGCGUGCCAUCAUUCGCAAUCGCUCGAAAGCGGUCGCCACACCACUGCGGCAGGUAAUGUCGAAGAGCAUACAGCGAGCCAUUGCACAGCAUACCGGGGUGGGCAGCGUGUACUCGAAGAUGCUUCAACCCGGCACACAGCGCAAGAUGAGCUUCAACUCAACGAUGAGCAGCGGCAUGAACAGUAUGCUAGUAUCGCCGGCAAAAGAUCCACUGGAUCUGCGUACCACGCCGGCCCUAAAGCGUACCGGGAACCGAACAUCGACACGAUCGUUUCAAGCCGAACGGAUGGUACGUUCGGGCGAUCCGGGUCGGGAAACGGUUCAGCUAGCGGCGAUGGGUGAACCAGGGCAAACCAAAGCCGCCCAAAAUCAAAACUCGACCGAAGGAUCUGAAUAUUAUGAAACGCAUCGUGAUAUCGACUCGCUACAAACGAACGCAUUCGCAGAUCGAGAAAAUCAAGACAAUGCGCUGAAAGUCCACACCGCCGACAGGUAUCCGGUCACGCCGAAGGCGAGCGGAACGGCGCUGAAGAAAGUGAUUUCAUUCCAAGCGCUGCAUGACGCGAAGAAGCAGGAAGAGCUCGGCGCACAAAACGAUACGACCGAGGACGUCUGGGGGACACCUUGCGGUGCAAUUCCUGUCCGCAGCUACAGCUGUUCGGCUGUCGGGCUGGGAGAUACGUUCAAAGCUUACGAUGCGUCGGUAGAGGAAACGGAAAAUGAUUCCGGAUCGGAUGAUGUGUUUUUCCCGGCAGCGGUAAAGGGACGCCCGAACAUACAAGAUGGCAAGGCCUUUCGCCAGGAGAGUCAGUACGAGUGUAAAGAAAAGUCGAUGGUAGCAACUGGCACCACCACCACCGGUGGUAGCAAACUGUGGUCGAUCGUUUCGAACGUGAUCCGCUUAGCGUCCCGCAGCGAUAUCCAGGAAGAACAUGCGUCGGUUGGAGCGAGAGCGAGCGAACCCACUACGCACGGCGGUGGUGGAUUAAUACAGCGGGCGGCAUCUUUCGCGGAUUACCUUAAGAAUCGAUACACCCGUUCGGAUGGUGGAAUCGCACGUACUUCAUCCUCCGGCUCGGACGAGUAUCGCCUAGCGCACGGGAAAAAGCGACGUCGUGUAGCGUCAACCUACUCGCGGUCGCACGUUCCGACGGCGAUUGCGGCUUCAGCAGUGCAAGCGGGCGGCUGCUUGAAGCCCCACCACAGUCCGGUCGCGAAACGGAAACGCAUUCAGAGCCGGCAACCAAUUCAUCGGUUGCGCCAUACGAGUAGUGAGAGCGGGGGCAGUGGGAAUGCUGCUAAUGGACGAUAUGACUAGCGAGGUAGCUGCAGACCUUGUUCGUUGAUUGUAUUUCUACGGUGUUUAUUAGGUAUAGGGAAGAUUGUAACAUUUGUGCCAUUAGAUGGAACACGGACGAAGAAAAAAAUAUAAUUUUUUGAAGUACUUUAAACCA
Molecule: messenger RNA, 3135 nt
Organism: Anopheles stephensi (Asian malaria mosquito)
Lineage: Eukaryota; Metazoa; Arthropoda; Insecta; Diptera; Culicidae
Gene: fs(1)Ya
Product: mitosis initiation protein fs(1)Ya
Exons: 3
Coding region: 813-2999 (728 amino acids)
Source: RefSeq, a predicted model, not a curated record